AUCUUAUUGUUUCAAUUAAUUCAUUUACAGGGAAAAUGUGCGGCCAUCUUUGGACCUACCCUGAUAGAAUUGGCCUGCCACACAAGUACCAAACUAGAGAAUAUGUCAUAUGUGUUUACGUCACGCUCAGUCGGUUACCUUGUGGGAAGCAUUAUUGGCGGCUGGUUGUAUGAUAAGUAUAAUGGCCAUGGAGUCUUGGCACUUUCCUGUGUUUGGAGCACUGUCAUGAUGAUAGUUUUGCCAUAUGCUACAUCUCUGGUUGGUUUACUUAUCGUGUCAGCACUUUUAGGGAUAGGCCUUGGAGCGAUUGAUACAUGUAAGCAAAACUUGAGCUGACUUUAUUUGCUGUAUUAAUUACCAUCAAUUUUAUUAGGUUAUAUGUUUCAAGAGUCUGUUUAAACUUACAAUAACCCCAUACAUGUAGUUCACUCCCAGUGUGGUAAUCUAAUGAAAAAUUCUAGGCAAAGAAGACGACAAGAGAAGCUAGCACAUCUAAGUUUUUUUAUAGCUUUCAUUUAAAUGGUGACACCAUUGGAUUUUUAAUCCACAGACUCAAAAAUCAACUUGUGGAGCAUGUUGUAAAGUUCUAUUAACAGUAAAAUACUGGUCAAUAUUGAGCUUUUAAUUGAAAAGUCACAAACACUUUAGGUUUUUGUAUACAGACUCAUAAGUAAAAACCGUCUUGUAUAGUGUAACAACCAGUGCCGGGUACAGUAAAGUACUGGUCAGUAGCUUUUAUUUGAGAGCUUUCAUCAUGGGAUUCGGUCCAGUAUUGAAAUGUACAGUAUAUAUGAUAAGUAGUACAUGAUGUAAUGAUCUCUGAGUAGUUUUCAUUUGAACCUGUUACACUUUAGGACUGCAAUGAAAAACUAGAACUACAUAAUAUUUCUUCACCAUUGCUUAAAAAAACUUGAAGGUUUGUUUAUAGUGGUAAGUGCAGUUAGCUAAUUAGCUAACCAUCAGUUUACAGGCACUCCACUUAAAUAAUUAGAAACCAAUAAUCCAAAUAGAACAUAUAACAGCCAGGAUUAAAAACCCCAACUGGCAGGAGGCAACCAUUUGGUUAUUUACAAGUGUGGCUGAGAAUUUGAACUCAGGACAACCAAGAACAAAUCCAGCAAGUGGCCAGAGUGGGGACUCAAAUCCAGGAGCGCCAGAUUGCGAGUCUGCCUGGGCCACUGGAUUAUGAGUCCAUCACGCUGACUAUUUAGCCAUUCUGCCUCCCCUCCUUAGGGUAAAGGUGGUGACUUCAUAGAAUUUAAUUUUCCCCAGUAGCUUGUGGCUCAGGUUGGUUAUAGAGUUAAAAAUAGAUGUUUGCACAACUGACUUAUGUAUCACUGAGUAUGUGCAGGGCUUUCCAACCUUUGACAAAUGUUGAUCCAGAUCCCAAAUUUGGUAAUAAGAUAUACAGUGCAUAUCAGUAUAUCAUAGUUUAGGGUCUGCACAAGGUGUUUGCAUGCUGUUCCAAACAUAGGCGUACGGGCCGGGGGGGCGAGGGGGGCUGCAGCCCCCCCAAAUUUUGGGCAACUCAGUUUUUUUGGGCAACAAGAGAAAAUUUGGGCAAAGCCAGUUUUUAAACACGUCUCCAUGGUUAUUUGAUUAUUUUGAAGACCUGAAUAUUAACCUGAAGUUGGCGCAAUGAUCCAGUUACAUUCACACGAGACAGUGGUUACCUAGUAUCAUAAGUAAUUUAUAUAUUUGUAGUUUUUUUAUUGUUGGGCACUGUACUGCACUGCACUAGCUGGAAUGGGUUAUUUCCAGUUGUGAAUUGAUUAGAAUAAACUUUCGCAUAACUCUCUAGAAUCAUCUCCACUGGAAGAACAGGGUAUGGCAGAUUGCAUUAGCAAUGGGUCUGAAAGAGAAGAAAUGGCUGACUAAUUUCCAGUUUGAAUUACGAGAAGAAUCUGAAUUCUUUUAAAGAAUCUAUCGUUAGGUUUAAAAUUAUUCGCUAAUUUGGUACUUAAAGUAGACCGAAAUGUUUGCAAAACCGCUAACAAGAGCGCCUUGAUACACACUAAUCAAAUCCUUCUUUCUAGCAAUCGGUGCAGAGCUGUCUCCAGGGUCUUUCACACACGUUUUUAAAUAGAUUAAAACCACUAUGAGGUUAAAUUGCAUGUCAAAAGCGCUUCGUUUUCUACAGAUAACGGCCAAACAUCAAGAUUUUCCUUUUCUUACCGUAUUUCUUACGAUAAAAACUUCACCCUAAAAUAUCUCGAUAACGCUAGCGCUCUUACAGAUUUUGCUUAAACUUCACGAACAUCGAGGCGGCCGUAUUGGAGAAAAAAGCUCCUGUGAACGACUUUGUAAGGUUCCCAAUGCCGAGAAUUAUUGCUGAAGUAAAAUAGAUGAUGGCGUCAUUUCGUUGCUAUGACAACUCCGAUGUCAUUGCAACCCUGAUCAUGACAAAUUUUCAUCUUAAUACAACUGUGGUGGCAAUUUUUCCAAAUGCUUGUUUAUGGCGACGUAGUUCAUACUCAAACUUGGUAUUGACCUUGAAAACUAACUGUAUCAAGCCACCUUCAUAUGUCAGUACGGCCUAUGUUAUUGUAAUACGGCCCUCCUUUCUUUCCGACUCUUUCGCAAAAAUUUGGGCAACCUGCGAUAUUUUUUUGGGCAAAUGGUUUACCGCCCCCCCCCCCGGCAAAAAAUUUCCCGUACGCCUAUGGUUCCAAAAAUGUGGUUUAAAGCUGCUUGUGUUUUGUCUAGCAGGAAACAAAUAGCUGUCGACAAUGGUUCCAUGCUUGUUCUGUACUAUUUAUGUUCUCAAUAUAUUACAUCAUUUUUCUUUUUUUUUUAUUGCAGGUGGAAAUGUACUUUUGCUAAAUGUCUGGGGAGAGAAAUCACCACCGUACAUGCAAGCUCUUCACUUUUUGUUUGCACUUGGUAGUUUCAUAGCUCCACUCAUAGCUAAACCAUUCCUUCAAGACAACAUUGUCCCUACAAAUAACUGUGCCAAUACCAACAGCAGUCAAUAUUGUGCCAGUAAUAAUAGCAUAGGAGACAGUUCAAAUAACUUGUGCUUUAGCAGUUCCAGUGGAAAUACUUUUGCUGUUACAUGGGCCUUCUGGAUCUGUGCUUUUCCUCUUGCAAUCACUGGUAUUGGAUUCUUAGUCUUUGUUUUCAACAAAUCGUGCAGCUUACAGGACACAAAAACAAACAAUGAGGAUGCCCCGAAAACCACACAGGGUAGCUUGAUGUAUAGAGUCACCUUUUUGUCACUCUUCUCUGUGUUCUUUCUGAUUUACGUGGGCUUAGAGGAAGCCUAUGGAGGAUAUAUUUUCGCAUUUGGUAGCACAAGUAGUUUAAAGAUGAGCAAGGAUGGGGCAGCACUUUUAAAUUCUGGCUUCUGGGGAAGCUUUGCAUUUGCACGGCUUGCAGCAGUACCCAUCUCAAAAUACCUUCCACCAUCCAAGAUGCUGUGUUUAGAUUUGGUUGGCUGUCUGUUGGGAUCGGCUGUACUAAUUUCACAGAUCAAAGAUGGUGAUUGCAGUGCCGCAGACUCAACAAAAUUGUGGGUUGGAACAGUUAUUUUUGGCGUUUCAACAUCUUCAGUCUUCCCAGCUGGCAUAAGCUGGGCAGAGAAUUUUGUGACUGUAUCAGGAAGGACAGCAUCUCUUUUUCUAGUCACAUCAAGCACAGGUGGAAUGUUGAUUCCACUAUCUGUGGGUAGCACAAUAGGGGACACUGUGGGACCAUGCUCGUUAAUGAUCUGUGCUUUAGUAAUCAGUGUCUUGAUGAUUGUGGUGUUUUUGUCAAUCUUGGCAGCUGCUCGGUACUUUAAGAGAAAAGGAAGCUUUGCUGGAAUGCUGUUUCAGCCAAGCAAGAGCAAAAGGGAAGAGCUAAGGGAUGGUCAACCAGAUGAAGUUCUUCAACACUUGGACAAGAACAAUGAUUGUGACAAAGAAAUGGCCAUUUAA
Porites lobata is the source of this 3917-nucleotide messenger RNA. The record is from the annotation of a GenBank genome assembly. Lineage: Eukaryota; Metazoa; Cnidaria; Anthozoa; Scleractinia; Poritidae.